Molecule: messenger RNA, 7135 nt
Organism: Dipodomys ordii (Ord's kangaroo rat)
Lineage: Eukaryota; Metazoa; Chordata; Mammalia; Rodentia; Heteromyidae
Gene: Dido1
Product: death inducer-obliterator 1
Exons: 17
Coding region: 356-7018 (2220 amino acids)
Biological process (GO): DNA-templated transcription; apoptotic signaling pathway
Cellular component (GO): nucleus
Source: RefSeq, a predicted model, not a curated record
UAGCGGUCGCAUCGGAGGACGAUGGCUGCCGCGGACGCGUCCAGGUGCGGGGUUCAGGCGCCGGGACGGCCACCUGUAGACUGAGCCCGGAGCUAAGGUGCUCAUUCCCCAUCAGUAUCUCAAGAGUCUCGCUUGUAGGAGCUUGAACCUUCUCAAGAGCAGUGACUGGCAGCAGUGUGACAAGGCCUGGUCAUCUACCGGGCCUGGGCCCAGCUUCUAGCAGCACCCAGACUUUCCAGGGUUUUCCUUUCAUACCAGGCCUUUCCCUUGGAUGGAGCAUGGUGUAAAACUGACCAUCAUUAGCUUUUAGAUGUGACUAAAAACCUGGAACAGCUAGGAAAAGAAACCUCAAGGUAUGGAUGACAAAGGGGACCCAAGCAGUGAAGAAGCACCUAAGGCGAUCAAGCCCACAAGCAAAGAGUUCAGGAAAACAUGGGGGUUUCGGAGAACCACAAUCGCUAAGCGUGAGGGUGCGGGAGAUGCCGAGGCGGACCCUGCCGAGCCGCAGCCACAGCAGCACAGCCUCUCCCUGCGCCGCAGCGGGCGGCAGCCGAAGCGCACGGAGCGGGUGGAAGAGUUCCUUACCACAGUGCGCAGACGCGGAAGGAAAAGUGUGCCUGUCUCCCUCGAGGACUCCGGGGAGCCUGCGUCCUGCCCCGUCACAGACGGGGAGACUGCCUCCGAAGGGAGCGUUGAGAGUAGCUCUGAAAGCAGAAGUGGCCCCGUGCCCAGCUCCUCGGGGGUGAAGGAAGGCUCUGUCUCUGAAAAGGUCAGAGGGGGUGACGAUGAGGAAGACACCUCUGACAGUGACAGUGACGGCCUUACUCUGAAGGAGCUCCAGAGUCGCCUUCGAAGAAAGCGAGAAGAGGGGUCCGCAGAGAGGCCCCCGAAAGGCACUCAGAAUCGCCCGCGGAAGGAGCGCCCCGGUGACACGGUGGACACGGAGGCGAGCAGCGCUGGUGAGGACGCCACACCCUGCAAACGGGAGCCUGAGGCUGGCCAGGGGGCCGGGGCCCAGGCUUCCGAAAGCGACAGAGAAAACCUGUCCGAGGGAACAGAAACUCAAGGAACGGAAGAUGAAGGCCCUGGGGACACAGGAAAACCCGAGCCCGAGUGUGAAGUUUAUGACCCCAAUGCUCUGUAUUGCAUCUGCCGCCAGCCUCACAACAACAGGUUUAUGAUCUGCUGCGACCGCUGUGAGGAAUGGUUCCAUGGUGACUGUGUGGGCAUUUCCGAGGCCCGAGGGCGGCUCCUGGAAAGGAAUGGGGAAGAUUACAUCUGCCCAAACUGCACCAUUCUGCAAGUGCAGGAUGAGACAAACUCAGAAGCCACAGAGGAGCAGGAGCUCAGAUGUAGACCUGAAGGCGCUGACAGCACAGAGUGCACAAGUAUAGGGACAGUGGAGCAGAAGUCUAGUGAGGACCAGGGGAUAAAAGGUAGAAUCGAGAAAGCUGCAAAUCCCAGUGGCAAGAAAAAACUCAAGAUAUUCCAGCCUGUUGUGGAGGCUCCCGGUGCUGCUAGGUGCAUUGGCCCUGGGUGCUCCAGUGUGGCACAGCCUGACUCGGUGUACUGCAGUAAUGAUUGUAUUCUCAAACAUGCAGCAGCUACUAUGAAAUUUCUAAGCUCAGGUAAAGAACAAAAACCAAAACCUAAAGAAAAGGUCAAGAUGAAGCCAGAAAAACUCAGUCUUCCCAAGUGCAGUGUUCAGGUAGGGAUUAAAAUCUCUUCUGUGCACAAGAGACCAGCUCCAGACAAAAAAGAAAACCCAGCCAAGAAGGUGAUGGUGGCCCCUCCUAGAAGUGAAGCCUCAGGGAAGGAGGCAGCUUGUGAAAGCAGCACUCCAUCCUGGGCAAGUGACCACAACUACAACGCAGUGAAGCCCGAGAAGCCCGUCGCAGCAGCGCCCACUUUGUUGUGUAAAUCCGUGAAAGAUGAUAGGAGGACAGAGGACAGAACUGUGGUAGCCUCAAAGAAAAUAGCUCCUCCUGGAUCCUUGGUGGGCAGACAGCCUUCGCCUAGAAGUCUGGUUCCAAAGAAGCCUUCUCCCUUUGCGAAUGUGCCAGGAGCCAAGGCGACCGCUAAAAAGUCACCCUCAGGCUUCAAGGGCACCAUCCCCAAGAGGCCGUGGAUCGCCGCUGCUCCUUCAGGUGCUGCUGCCAGGCAGGCAGGAGCCAUGUCUACUGCUGUGACGGCAGCUCCCAAAAAGUCCCCUGGCUCUGCAGCUGUGACCGGAGCCAUCAGGAAGCCAAUGGUAGCCAAUGCUGCUGCAGCCGCUCCAGCCCCAGGCCGCAUCGGUGCCUCCGGCCCGGCCCCAGCACAGCCAAACUCACAAAUACGGCAAAAUAUAAGGCGCUCCUUGAAAGAGAUUCUAUGGAAAAGAGUCAGUGACAGUGAUGACUUGAUCAUGACAGAAAACGAAGUAGGAAAAGUCGCCCUCCACAUCGAAAAGGAAAUGUUUAACUUGUUCCAAGUUACAGAUAAUCGCUAUAAGAGUAAAUAUCGCAGCAUCAUGUUCAACCUAAAGGACCCCAAGAAUCAGGGACUUUUCCAUCGAGUUCUGCGAGAGGAGAUUUCCUUGGCAAAACUGGUGAGGAUGAAGCCAGAAGAGCUUGUGUCCAAAGAGCUUUCCGUGUGGAAAGAGAGGCCGGCAAAACCUGUGGCCGAGUCCAGGGCUAAGUUGCAUCCUGAAAGUAAGAAGACCACUGUUAAGUCAGAAACCAUUCCUGACAUGGAAGAUUCCCCACCAGUGUCAGAUUCAGAAGAGCAGCAGGAGUCAGUACGAGCUGCCCCCGAGAAGAGUGCAGCCCCUCUCUUGGACGCCUGCAGCAGCAUGUUGAAGGACACGACAAGUCAGCACCGGGCCCAUCUUUUUGAUCUAAACUGUAAGAUUUGUACAGGUCAGGUUCCAUCAUCAGAAGAUGAACCAGCUCCUAAAAAACAAAAACUGUCCACUUCUGUGAAGAAAGACGACUUGAAGUCCAAGUAUGACAGCUCUCCCUCUGAUCCAGUUCCUGGCUCGGCUGGUGAAAGGAUCACAGAGACUUUGCCUGAAAGUGCUUCUGAGCCAGACCUGGGAAGUGCUUCUCAUCCACUCCUGGAGAGGAGAUGCUUCCCUGGACCCUCAGGAGAGGAUCACCCUGAGCCUUCCCCACUGGAAGGCCUCCCUGCGUCUGCAGCCUCCUGCGGGGCUGGAGUGGUCACUACCGUUACCGUGUCCGGCCGAGACCCCAGGACUGCUCUGAGUGGAUUGUGCACAGUCACCACCUCCACUGUAGCCCACCUAGACAGCACCCACACAGCAGAAGCCAAAUCUGACAUGCUCAAGCCUGCUCUGACCCCUGUAAUGGUGCCGAAGUCCAUACUGGCUAAGCCGUCCCCAUCCUCUGACCCAAGAUACCCGUCGGUUUCAUCAUCACCAAAUCUCAGCGUCUCCGAGUCGCGGUCACCCCCAGAAGGAGACACAACUCUCUUCUUGUCUCGCCUUGGCACUAUUUGGAAAGGAUUUAUUAACAUGCAGAGUGUAGCAAAAUUCGUCACUAAAGCGUAUCCUGUCUCUGGGUGUUUUGAUUACCUCAGUGAGGACUUGCCCGACACGAUCCACGUUGGUGGGAGGAUUGCUCCGAAGACAGUUUGGGAUUAUGUUGGCAAGCUCAAGUCUUCCGUGUCUAAGGAGCUCUGUCUGAUCCGCUUUCACCCUGCAACAGAGGAGGAGGAGGUCGCCUACAUUUCUCUCUACUCCUACUUUAGCAGCCGUGGCCGCUUUGGGGUUGUAGCUAAUAACAGCAGGCACGUGAAGGACCUCUACUUGAUUCCACUGAGUGCUAAAGACCCCGUGCCAUCUAAACUCUUGCCCUUUGAGGGACCAGGCCUUGAGUCACCACGUCCAAAUAUAAUCCUCGGGUUGGUGAUCUGUCAGAAAGUAAAGCGCUCUUCCAGUGCCGGAGAGGGAGAUGAGAAACGGGCCCGGCUUCCGCAAGAAGAAGCGGAUGUUUCAGUCUAUCCCAAAGCAACGUCAGCCCUGCAGUCUGAGAAGCAGCCCAGCAGGUGCCCGCUGUACCCUGCGGACGUGGCUGUCAGCACCACGCCCCCCGGCUCUCCUCCACCUCCACCCCCUCUCCCCGAACCUCCCGGGACGAAAAUACUGCCGUCCCUUAAGCCAGAGGCCACCGGCACGGCCACAGUGCCUCCCACGUCAGCCGCCAAGACCGCUUCACCCCUGGAGCACAUCCUGCAGACUCUGUUUGGGAAGAAAAAAUCAUUUGAGCCCCCUGCUAAAGAGUCUGCAGGACUUCUUCUGGCUCCCCAUCCCGAUUCCAAAGCCCAGGGCGACGACAGUGGCCCUGCAGCGGCUCCUUUGCUAGACCCAAUCGUCCAGCAGUUUGGUCAGUUCUCAAAAGACAAGGCUUUAGAGGAGGAGGAAGACGACCGUCCCUAUGACCCCGAAGAAGAGUAUGAUCCUGAAAAGGCCUUUGAGGCCCCUCCUGCCGAGCGAGGAAAGCUCCGUGACGUGGAGACGGCUCCUGAGACGGCCGAGAGGGAGGAGGUGGCCUAUGACCCCGAGGAUGAGACCAUCCUAGAAGAAGCCAAGGUGACCGUGGAUGACCUACCCAACAGGAUGUACACAGACAUGAGCAGCAGCUCCUCCGAGAGGCCUGUGGCGUACAUGGCCGGUGUCUCUACGCCCUCUCUGGUUGAGCAACAGAAAAUGCUAGAAGAACUGAACAAGCAGAUUGAAGAGCAGAAGCGGCAGCUGGAGGAGCAGGAGGAAGCUCUGCGGCAGCAGCGGGCGGCUGUCGGGGUCUCCAUGGCACACUUCUCUGUGUCGGACGCCCUGAUGUCGCCACCCCCCAAGUCGUCGCUGGCCAAGGCAGAGCCGUUCGCACAGGAGCCGCAGGCCUCAGACCUCAGUCAGGGAGCACUGGCAAGCCACGGCCCGGACGCCAGGCAGAACAGAGACCCACGGCAAGCCAGGCGGCUGGCGGCCGAGAGCAUCGAUAGUGAGCCACCCCCCAGGGUCCAAGUGGGCAGCGCGCUGGGCCUACAGAGCCCCCUGCCUGGGAGGGAGACGCCUGCUGGGGUCACAGCCGGCCAGGGGCCCGCACUGGGCCAGGAAGCAAGGGAGCCGGGGAUUGCCCCCUGGGCUCCGGCCGAAAAGGCUAUGCCCAUGCCCGAGCAAGAAAGCCAGCGGUGUGAACACCCCGGAAACCCCGUGCCGCUGCCCUUGGAGAACAUCCACCCCCCAGGCGCGGGGGAGAACGCAGCCAGGCCUGCCCGAAGAGUGCUGCUGCCCACCCCCCCGGGCCCCGCCUUCCAGCCCGGCUUCCCCCUGCAGAACGACGCGCAAGGCUUCGGCGCUCCCGGGGCUCGGGAGCCUUUCUCCAGUCCAGUGUUUGCACCUCAGGAAAAGCCUCUGGUCCCAUCCCAGUAUGAGGACCUAAGGAACAUUCCGGCUGCCGGGAAGAGCGACAGCCUGCCCGUGGACACGGAGGGCGGCAGGGAGCCGCAUCCCAGGCCUUUGGAGGGCACGGCUCCUUUCCUCUCUCCGGGGCAAAGGGGAGGGCCCCCUCCCCCCCAGUUUCCCGGCCAGCGCGAACUCACACCUCGCACUUUUGGGGUGCCAGGACUCCAUGGCCCCAAUUUCCCAGGUCCAAGGGGAGCUGUCCCUCCAUUUCCAGAAGAGAGUAUGGUUCCUAACAGUGAGGGGCCGAGAGGCCCUCUGCCCGUCAGGUUUGGGGCCCAGAAGGGGCCCAUUCCGUCCUUAUUCUCGGGGCAGCGCGGGCCUCCGCCUUUUGGGGACAGCAGGGGCCCCUCGGCCUCUUACCUUGGGCCCAGAGGCGGCGCCCCCGGCCAGUUCGAAGAGCACAAGGAUCUUCAUGCAGACCAGCGGGAAUCGCAGGACGCCCCGAUGGGCGAGAUGCCCGGCCCCUCCGCCCCGUGUGACGGACCGGAGCAGGCUCCAUUCAUGGGGAGCAGGGGCCCCACGCCUUUCCAGUUUGGAGGCCAGAGGCGGCCUCUUCUGACUCAGAUGAAAGGGUCUCGUGGAGGUCCCCCACCCUCUCAGUUCGGAGGCCAGAGGGGCCCGCCCCCAGGUCAUUUUGUGGGUCCUCGGGGGCCCCAUCCUGGUCAGUUUGAAGGGCCCCGAGGCCAAGCACCCGGCUUCAUGCCUGGCCCCCGUGGUGUUCAGCCGCAACAAUUUGAGGAACAGAGGGUGAACUCACCCCCCAGAUUUGCGGGGCAGAGGCCCACGGCACCCCUGCCGUUUGGGGGGCCGAGGGGCUCUGCACCCUUCUCCGAAAAGAACGAGCAGACAGCUCGAUUUCACUUUCAAGGCUCGUCCUCCCAAGCGGGGAAGCCUCCGCCGAGGCCCCUGCUGGAGCUCCCCAGCCACCCUGCACAGCACCGGAAGGACAGGUGGGAUGACGCAGGCCCAGCCCUGCCCUCAGGCGCAGCGCCCGGACAAGGCCCGGAGGCCGAUGGGCAGUGGGCAGUGUCGGACUUCCGAGAAGGCAAAGGCCACGAGUAUAGGAACCCGGCCUUUGAAGGGAGGCAGCGGGAGCGGUUUGAAGCUGGCCCCAAAGAAAAGCCACUGGACGAGCUUGAAGGGCCGGACAGCAGGCAAGGCCGGGGGUUUGAAGACAGGAGGCGAGAUCGGGAGCGUGGCAGGAACUGGAGUCGGGAGAGAGACUGGGAGAGAAGCCGGGAGUGGGAGCGACACCGGGAGAAAGACUGCGGCCGGGACUGGGACCGGGGCCGGGAGAGGAGCACCGGCAGGGACCAGGGCCGGGAGAGGAGCAGGAAUCGUGACCGGGACAGGCGGCGAGACCGAGACAGGUCCCGCAGCAGAGAGCGCGACCGCGACCGCGAGAGGGCCCGGGACAAGGAGCGGGAGUGUCGGGAGCGCGGCCGCGAGGCCAAGGACAGCAAGGAGCACGGCCGUGGCCGGGAGGGCGGCCGCGACCCGAAGCCCGAGGCGGCCAGGACCCCCGAGGGGGGCGCUGCCGCCUCCUCGCAGGCCUAGAGGCCUGUGGGGCCCUGCCAGAGGCGUGUGCGGCCGGAGGGGUGUCCUCCGGGACACAGGCCCACCUGUGAAGGAUCCUCUUAAAAUGCCAAGUUCAUAAAAUGUGUUGAGCAGAGA